AGGACUGCGCCCAGGAGGGUGGCCGGCCGCGGGAGGAGGACUUGGGUUCGGGCUGCUGCAGCUGGGUGGCCAGUGCCGCGGCGGCCCCUCCCCCGCUCUCCCUGGCCGCCGCCCCCUCCUCCUCCCGUCCUCCUCCUCCUCUCCCUCCUCCCGGUCCCCCAUCCUCCUCCCGGCCCCCGGCAGCUGAGCAGCCGGCGGCGCCGCGGCCGCGCAGCCUUUGUCUCGGGCCGCCGGGCGCGCAGGGCCCAGCGCAGGCAGUGUCCAAGCACGAAGCUGUGCACACAGUCGCUCUCCGCAGAGAUGCUUAGGAUGUGAUCCAUGAAUCGCAAAUCCCAGCUAGUGCUCACAAAGACGGACAUUUCUCCCCAAGACCAUUCCAGUGCCCCAGAGGUCCACAGACAUCCAGGAAGAUGCAGCCAGCAGACAAAGAAUGGCAGCCACCGAAGCGCUGAGGGGAGCCCUCCCGGCCAUUUCUGUCCCAGCUCCAAGGGUCUCUCCACCAUGGCCUGCAACAGCACGUCCCUUGAGGCUUACCCAUACCUGCUGCUGAACACCAGCAACGCCUCGGACUCCGGGUCCACCCCGUUGCCCGCACCCCUCAGGAUCUCCUUGGCCAUAGUGAUGCUACUGAUGACGGUGGUGGGGUUCCUGGGCAACACUGUGGUCUGCAUUAUUGUGUACCAGAGGCCGGCUAUGCGCUCGGCCAUCAACCUGCUACUGGCCACCCUGGCCUUCUCUGACAUCAUGCUGUCCCUCUGCUGCAUGCCCUUCACCGCCGUCACCCUCAUCACCGUGCGCUGGCACUUUGGGGACCACUUCUGCCGCCUCUCAGCCACGCUCUACUGGUUUUUUGUCCUGGAGGGCGUGGCCAUCCUGCUCAUCAUCAGCGUGGACCGCUUCCUCAUCAUCGUCCAGCGCCAGGACAAGCUGAACCCGCGCAGGGCCAAGGUGAUCAUCGCGGUCUCCUGGGUGCUGUCCUUCUGCAUCGCGGGGCCCUCGCUCACGGGUUGGACGUUGGUGGAGGUGCCGGCGCGGGCCCCACAGUGCGUGCUGGGCUACACGGAGCUCCCCGCUGACCGCGCCUACGUGGUCACCUUGGUGGUGGCCGUGUUCUUCGCGCCCUUUGGCGUCAUGCUGUGCGCCUACAUGUGCAUCCUCAACACCGUCCGCAAGAACGCCGUGCGCGUGCACAACCAGUCGGACAGCCUGGACCUGAGGCAGCUCACCAGGGCGGGCCUGCGGCGCCUGCAGCGGCAGCAACAGGUCAGCGUGGACUUGAGCUUCAAGACCAAGGCCUUUACCACCAUCCUGAUCCUCUUCGUGGGCUUCUCCCUCUGCUGGCUGCCCCACUCCGUCUACAGCCUCCUGUCUGUGUUCAGCCAGCGCUUUUACUGCGGUUCCUCCUUCUAUGCCACCAGCACCUGCGUCCUGUGGCUCAGUUACCUCAAGUCCGUCUUCAACCCCAUCGUCUACUGCUGGAGAAUCAAAAAAUUCCGCGAGGCCUGCAUAGAGUUGCUGCCCCAGACCUUCCAAAUCCUCCCCAAAGUGCCUGAGCGGAUCCGAAGGAGAAUCCAGCCGAGCACAGUCUACGUGUGCAAUGAAAACCAGUCUGCGGUUUAGGGGAUCGGGGGCCACAGAGAAGGGGCAGCUGAGCCCCAGUCCCAGGAUGGGUCUGUCCUGCUCUGUUUCCUGGCAUGUUGGUCAUAGUCUGCACUUUGUGGUGGCUAUUUAAGCACAAAGGUACUCAUUUGUAAUCAGACGAGCUGCAGCUCCCAAAUUUCAAAUUUUGGCAAGAUGAAUUAUUUUUGUUUCUCUUUGCAGAAGAGCCAAAUAUGGGGCUGAUGGGAACUGCAAAGUCAUUAAGGCAAAAAUGGAGUGGGCUGGGGAGUGCAGAAGUUGGGCAGAAAGGGAGGAAGCAGGCAACAGGGAAUGAAGCUGGUUGAGUGUGGGGCAGGAGGACCAGUCAGUCACAGGAGCUUCAACCUGCCCUGAGAGCCCUCUCUGCACCUGCUCAAGAGAAACCCUGAGAAACCCCAGUAGGUGUGAGCUCCUGGGUGUUCAUUCAUUUUGUUUGACACCAGGGCUCUUCAGCUAUUGAUGUUUGUGGUGUGUGGGGACUCACAUGAGGUUCUUUAUGUUGAUCAGAUGUGCAUUUCUUCCCACGCCUAAGUAUCUUUUCUAGAAAGAAACCAAAAUCACACGGGGAAGCAGAGUGAGCCUCUGUGCUUUGAGCUCCCUGGAAUGACGCAUGGGAGGCCUCAGAGGCUUGAAGCCCAGAGAAGGUCCUGGGCAGCCCAGCUGAAGUGAGAAGCACAUCCGGGAACUCCUGCAUGUCCCCAGCGCCCCCCACCUGUUGGGCCCACCGCGUCCCUGCACCCUGAGGCCACUAGGCCUCCCU
Messenger RNA from Nomascus leucogenys (northern white-cheeked gibbon), 2398 nucleotides. RefSeq names its product G protein-coupled receptor 45 (gene GPR45). The record is from RefSeq and is a predicted model, not a curated record. Gene Ontology annotation, cellular component: membrane. Gene Ontology annotation, molecular function: G protein-coupled receptor activity. Gene Ontology annotation, biological process: G protein-coupled receptor signaling pathway. Lineage: Eukaryota; Metazoa; Chordata; Mammalia; Primates; Hylobatidae.